AUGGCCGACGACGAAGAGCGCACCAAGGCCGAAAAGCUAGCCGCUGCGAAGAAGAGGGUCGCGCAGCUACAGAAGCAGAAGAAAAAGGCGAAUAAGAAAACAUCUGGUUCUGAGGCUUCUACAGCUAAGGAAACGAAGGAGUCUUCGCCGAGUACGGAAGAUAAACAACAAGUAGAAGAAGGACAACCACAAGCUACAGAAGAGUCGAAAGAAGAAUCGAAGCCAACGGAUGACGCCCAAGAGAAGCCCGAAGACCAACAACAAACACAAGAUGAACCUGAACAACUACCUACCGAACAACCCACCUCCCCAUCUCCCUCGACCGAACCCCAGCCCGCCGUGAAAGCGGAUACGCCGUCGCGCCAUGGCCGCCAGCCUUCGCUGUCGAUCCAGUCGAAGAUGAGGUCGUCUUCGUUCCGGAAGGGGUCCGUUUCGCAGGGUAGUGCGUCGCCUUCGCCGUCGGCGAUGUUGAAGUCACCUUCUUUGCCGCCGUUGACGGCUGACGGGGAGUCUGUGCAUGAGGUGUAUCGGAAGCAGGCGGGGCGGAUUGAGGAGGUGGAGAAGGAGAACCGGCGGCUGGAGAAGGAGCUUGAGGAGGCGACAGGCCGGUGGAAGAAGACGGAGGAGCAGUUGGAGGAGUUUCGCGAAGCGAGUGUUGAUGUUGCGGAGUUGAAGGAGAAGUUGGCUAAGGCUGAGGAGAAGGUGGGGGAGGUUGAGGAGUUGAAAGCGGAGAUUGCCUCGCUCCAGAGACAGAACUCGCAUCUGCAGAAGACGCAUCGGAGUACUGCGUCACCGGCCUCGUCAGAGUCCCCUCCCGCAGAUCUUGUGCAGCAGCUUGAGUCGAAGUCUGCCACGAUUGAGGCUAUGGAGCUUGAGAUUUCGAAUCUGCGCGCUCAGCUCACGGAUCAGUCCUCAUCGAGUAGCGCCCAUGAGGCGCAGAUCAAGGCCCUGGAACAGAAACUGUCAAGCACCGAAGCAACGCUGGAGAGUACGCAGAGCGAACUCACGGAGACUAAGAAUGCCUUAACCCGUGCUUCAGAGAAAGCCGUCAAGGAAGGAAUGGACAAGACGUCCACAGAAACCCAGAUCAAGAACCUAGAACGGGAGCUCUCGGAAGUCAAGGAAAGCAAAUUUGAAUCUGAAAAGAAGAUCGAAACUCUCGAGAAAAAGAUCGAAGCAAUGGGCAACCUGCACAAGGAGUCAGAAACACGGCACCAAGCCCGCCUGCGCGAGAGCGAGAAGACAGAACAAGAGGUCGCACAGCUCCGGAGCCGACUAGCCAGCGCCGAGAAUGAGAAUCUCCGGUUGAAGGAAGAGCAGGAGACGCUUCGCAAGCGCAACGCCGUUGGCGCGGACGACGACGGCAUCGACGAACUCGAGGACGAAGAACGGUCCCGUCUGGAGCGCCGAAUCCGUGACUUGGAAGGCGAAAUAUUUGACCUCCGUCGCGGAGUGUGGAAGGAGAAACGCGAGGAAAUUGCUCAUGGCCGUGAACCGAGUGUCGCUUAUGCUUCCAAUGCCAACCAGGCUGCCAAUGCUUUCGACGAUGUUGACCUCGUCGGUGGAGCUCCUGAACACGCCCGCCGACGCAGCAUGCAGCAGCAUUCGUCCUUCUCGACUGUCCUCUCUAGCGGACUGGCUGCUUUUACUGGGGGUAACACGUACGGGAACAGAGCCCGCGCCCCCUCGAAUAAACAGCACCCUCCCGCGGCACGGGGCAGUCUCGAGCUCCUAUCCGAGGAGAACUUCGACGACGAGUUCGAUGAGGCAGAGUUUGCCCGCGCCCAGGCCGAGGAAGAAGCUCGCAAGCGCGUCGAAUGGGUCCGCGAGAUUAAGAAGAAGCUCAAGGACUGGCAUGGCUGGCGGCUGGAUCUGGUUGACAGCCGGGCUGGAGCGGAAGGAGCUGGAGUGGGAAUGGGUGAGAUAUUCGAGAUCUAG
Aspergillus oryzae RIB40 is the source of this 1938-nucleotide messenger RNA. RefSeq lists its product as uncharacterized. Lineage: Eukaryota; Fungi; Ascomycota; Eurotiomycetes; Eurotiales; Aspergillaceae. The coding region runs from base 1 to 1938 and encodes 645 amino acids. The record is from RefSeq and is a predicted model, not a curated record. The transcript is spliced from 3 exons.